AUGGCAAAAAGAAGGUUUGAAGAGGACGAGAGCAUGUCUGAGGAGGAGAGGAUACUGGAUGCGGGUGGCGUCCAGGAGCUUGAAAGUGAGGACAUGGACGAGAUCAGGGACGACCUGUAUGAAUCCGAGGGGAUGUAUGAGGAGAGCGAGGCUACGGAGCACUCUGACAUUGAGGAUCUUAUAAGCCAGGAGGUGAAGAAUGUGAGGCCUGAUGAAAGGAAGGGAGGAAACGGAGAUGCAGAGUAUGAUGCGGAAGACAUUCUGAAGGCCUCCGAAGUGACAAAGGACUUUUUUGAGCAGGACUUUUUCAGGGCUAAGGUGGUUAGGAAGUUUAUUCGCUUCUUUAACGAGUUCGGGAACAAGAAGUAUGCAAAGAGGAUCAGGCAGAUGUGCACUGAGAACCUUGAGAGCAUAGAGGUGAGCUAUCUGGACAUUGAAGAGGAGUCGAUAGACCUGCUGAGACUUCUGAACCAGCAUGCAGAAAUGACUAUCGAGGUGAUGGACAGAGCCUUGUCUGAUGUGGUGAGAAUGCACUUUCCAAAUUACCACAUGAUAAAGCCGAAGGUCCACUCGAGAGUUGUUGACCUCCCUGUGUGCGACAGCGUCCGAUCGCUGAGGAACAGGCAUCUUGGCAAGCUAGUCAGGGUGAGUGGAGUUGUCACCCGAAGAAGUGGGGUCUUCCCGCUCUACUCUAUUGUGAAGUUCAGCUGUCUCAAGUGCAGGUCUGUCUUCGGGCCUUUUGUGGCAUCCUCGUUCAAGCCUACACACUGCUUUGAGUGCCAGUCGAAGGGGCCCUUUACGGUCAACACGUCUGAGACUGUCUACAAGGAUUUCCAGAAGCUAACGAUUCAGGAAAUUCCUGGGAGUGUUCCGCCCGGGUCUCUUCCAAGGUCCAAAGAGGUGUUGCUAUUCUACGACCUGAUUGACUGUGCAAAGCCUGGAGAAGAGGUUGAGGUUACCGGGGUAUACAAGAACAACUUCAAUGUGUCUCUGAACAUCAGGAAUGGAUUUCCUGUGUUUUUCACGGUGAUUGAGGCUAGCUCUGUUGUCAAGAGGGCGGGGAAGAUUGAGAUGACGGACGAUGAUGUUAGAGAGAUCAAGAAGAUGGGAAGGCACCCGGAAAUCAAGAGAAUAGUGAUCAACUCCAUAGCGCCCUCUGUAUAUGGACAUGCAGAAGUGAAGAGGGCUAUAGCACUGGCAAUGCUUGGAGGGGUUGCAAGGGAAAGCACAAGCCAUAGAAUCAGAGGAGACAUAAAUGUCCUUCUGUUGGGAGAUCCCGGAAUGGCCAAGUCACAGUUUCUUAGGUAUGUGGAGAGCACGUCCCAUCGGGCUGUUCUGGCAACGGGGCAGGGGGCCUCGAGUGUUGGGCUGACAGCGUCUGUUCGAAAGGAUCCUGUUGUGAAGGAAUGGACCCUGGAGGGGGGAGCACUGGUGCUGGCAGACAAGGGGAUAUGUCUUAUCGACGAGUUUGACAAGAUGAACGAGCACGACAGGACAAGCAUACACGAGGCGAUGGAGCAGCAGUCGAUUUCGAUAUCGAAGGCGGGGAUUGUUGCAACGCUUCAUGCAAGAUGCAGUGUGAUAGCAGCGGCAAAUCCAAUGAGAGGAAGAUACAACGGGUCUCUGACAUUUGCACAGAAUGUGAACCUCAGCGACCCGAUAAUAUCGAGGUUCGACAUCCUCUGUGUGGUCAAGGAUGCCAUUGAUGCAGGGGAAGAUGAAAAGACAGCAAAGUUCGUUAUAGAGUCGCACGAGGGAGGAGAGGAGAAGCCCGAUGGGUUUGACCCGAAGAGAAUGAUGAUGGGCCAUGAGCUUCUAAGGAAGUACAUACUGUAUGCAAGAACCAAUGUCGUGCCUGCCUUCAACGACGUCGACAUGGAGAAGAUUUCGAGCCUGUACCUGGAGCUUAGGAAGGAAAGCCUGCCCUCCGGCCUUCCGGUGACUGUUAGACAUGUGGAGAGCAUUGUUCGGAUCAGCGAGGCAUUUGCAAAAAUGAGGCUCAGCAGGGUUGUUUCUGUCGAGGACAUUGACGAGGCGAUUUCUGUUGUUCUUGACUCGUUCAUGGGGGCUCAGAAGUACUCGAUGUCCAAGAGCCUGAGGAAGAAGUUUGUAAAGUACUUCAACAAGAACAACAUCGAUGUUCUGGUCUUUCUUCUGAAGGAGAUGUUCAACGAGAAGAUGAAGGCCUUCCGCUCCCAGUCUGUAUCUGUGGAUGAGUUUGAGCGGAGGAUUUCGUCUUUUGGAUUCUCGAUUCCAUCCAAUUUCUACUCCUGUGGGCUGUUCAAGGACAGUGGAUUCAGGCUCGACAGAGAAGCAAGACUGAUACUUAGGAGUGUUUACUGA
This is a messenger RNA of Encephalitozoon cuniculi GB-M1, 2343 nucleotides long. RefSeq lists its product as uncharacterized. Gene Ontology annotation, cellular component: nucleus; MCM complex. The record is from RefSeq and is marked provisional. Bases 1 to 2343 code for a protein of 780 amino acids. The transcript has a single exon. NCBI's taxonomy places the organism in Eukaryota, Fungi, Microsporidia, Unikaryonidae. Gene Ontology annotation, molecular function: single-stranded DNA binding; ATP binding; 3'-5' DNA helicase activity. Gene Ontology annotation, biological process: double-strand break repair via break-induced replication; DNA replication; mitotic DNA replication initiation.